This is a messenger RNA of Ectocarpus sp. CCAP 1310/34, 2575 nucleotides long. The record is from the annotation of a GenBank genome assembly. NCBI's taxonomy places the organism in Eukaryota, Phaeophyceae, Ectocarpales, Ectocarpaceae.
AUGCCGGUUCGCGACUGGGGUCAUCUCUGUUCUGCCUUUGAUGUUGCUGUGUGUAUUGCUGAUCGGAUCGGCACCGCGGCAGGAGAAGCAGUGGACAAGCCGAACACCGCUGCUGGUGCCCUGGGCAGCGGGUGCUCACCUUCCACGGAGCCCCUGAGAGGAUUGACGGAGCCCCCAAAUGCAAAGCGAUACAUGAUUCGGGUGUCUUCCCUUGCCUUGCCCAUAGUAAGGAGAGUGAUGGCGCCAACGUACAAGCAAGGUUUCAGACUGAAGUCCUUGAGGAGGAACGCGAUGGCAAUGGUCGGGUUUGCCAUCUAUCUCGGCUGUUGCUGGACGUGUGUCUCUGUGAAGGGGUUUCAAAUUUCAAAUUAUCAUCCUCCUGAUCCUCGAGGUUACACCGCAUUUCUUCAACCUGGCGCAUGGUCUUCGACUGCCAGACGCCUUUCGUCCACUACCUCAGCCGGGGAUCCAUCAACGGGCGGUAGCUCCACCAUAGCAGAUGGGGAUGAAACAAGUGCUCCGAGGAGCGGGGUUUGGCACUGGCGGAACGGAUGGGAAAUCCAUUACGAGCGCGCAACCAGCAGGCGGCCGGCGGCCGGGGACCGGAAACGGGAAGGUGGGGGGCAACGCCGACGGGAGGGUUCAACGACGCCUCUUCUCCUGCUCCCAGGCUUCGGCGUGGGGACAUUUCACUUCAGGAGGAACAUGCAAGAGCUGUCCGAGACGCGCGACGUGUACUCGAUUGACUUUCUCGGACAGGGGAACAGCUGGCCCACCCGUGCCCCAUCUCGAGAGGACGGCCUGUGCUACAGCGUCGACAUGUGGACACAGCAGGUCCUUGCUUUCAUCAACGAAGUAAUUGGAGAACCGGCCUACGUCGCCGGGAACUCCCUGGGAGGAUACAUCGCCGCCAACCUCGCCGCGAACUACCCCCGCGCCGUGCUAGGACUGGCGCUCAUGAAUGCCACACCUUUUUGGGCGUUUCGGAAGCCUAGCGCCAACGCCGCCUCAAAUGGAGGGGACGUUACGGAUCCCUACCCCCCCACGGAUCUUUCCGCGACCAGAGAUGUUUCGACUGGAUCCGCCACGAGUACGGGGAUCCUCACGGAUUCUGAGAUUGUUCCGGGAAACCCCGCGACAAAGGGAGAGUCCCCGGUAGAGGGAAGUGGGGAUUGGCUAGGCUGGGACGGGACUUUGCCCGCCCCGGCGGGUUUGUUCCGCUUCGGGGCGUGGUACUUCGACCGCAUGAGGGACCCUCGGACCGUAAAGAGCAUGCUAGGCGCGGUCUACCACAACCCGGAGGCCAUCGGAGAUGAGGUGGUGUCGGAGAUCAUCGCAGCAACAGAGCGAGGCCCAAGCAACCAUGAUUACGGCGUGGGUGGGCACGAAGCGUUUACGAGCAUCGUGUUUUCGCCGAAGGUUUCAAUGAGCUUCGAGGAAAUGAUCGACCGCAUUCAGGUGCCCAUGGCUCUUAUCUACGGCAAGGAGGACCCUUGGGUGGUACCUCUGUGGGGACACCGAAUAAAACGACAGCGGCCAGAGACUCUCUACUACGAGGUUUCCCCUUCCGGCCACAGCCCUCACCACGAGACGCCGAAGACAGUGAACGCUCUCUUGGACGACUGGUUGGAGUACGCCAGCGCGGGAGGAUCCCCCCCGCUAUCGCGGGACGGGGAGGUUCUGGAGAUGCAGGAAGAGACCGGGACGCGAGUGCGGGCGACCCUUGUACCAGAUGCGAGACCGAGGGGGCCGGUGGAAUGGCUGGACACCGCUGUAUGGAGUUUCACCGGAGGGGGCGCCGCUAAGGCGAAACGGCCGUGAUGCCACCACCACGGGCUCAGUCUUGCCAACGAAAUGGCACCACGCGCUGCCGUAUUUUGCACCCGAUCUGCGACUGGAACGGGCGAUCUCGGGGGCCCCGGGGCGGGAAUGCAGUUGACGCCCGCUUGGCAAGAAAGAAGUUGGCCCUCGAAUCACUGAAAAUCUUGGAUCUUGAGCACCACUUGUGAGCUCGGUAAAGAACCUCUAACAAGCAAUAUAGCGGCCAUUCGUCGCAUAGCCACCGGAACUAAGGACCCCAGCCUCGACCAAAAUUAGAGGUUCGUGGGUGCGGAGGCCAAUUGUACUCCGUGUCGGCGAUUCCCGUAGCGUGCUACCGUAGGCUCUCGCAUCCCUACGUCGCGGGGAUGGAGCGUGUCGGAAUGGUGCUGCAGGCACCAGGGUCGAAAAGGUCGGUGAGGUGCUGCAGCGAAAGUCCCGCGCCCUUUGGUCGCUCCGGCAUUACAUCACUGUUUCAACCUCAGUGUACAGGCUUAAAUAGACGCAAAAUACCACAAUUCAUUGAAAAGACUUCAACCAUCCUCUUCGACUACUGUGGUUAUAUCUGGAAUUGGUAGUCUCUCUUUGAUUGUAUGUAUAUUUCCUAAACCGACCACUUUUCCAAAGGCGCACCUUAUCGCAACAGUGAACGCACUGGGCAUAGCAGGAUGCUGGCCAGUCUUGGGUGUAACGUACGUUAACCGCCGAGGGUUUUGGAACGGGUGAUGGCACAUGAGGGUGCGGGGCUCGCAACGGA